AUGUCUCAACAAAACUUAAACAAUUACAAUUAUUAUUAUGAUUUAAACCAACAAACAUAUCCUUCAAAUACUUAUUCUACGUUUAUUCCAACAGAAACAAAUUUUACUCAACAAUCUCUUUACGCGUCAAAUUAUCCAAUUUAUAAUGAUCAUGACCAUAUUUCUAUGGAACGUUUUGGGAAUACACUUUUAGAUGAUGGAGUAAUUUCCAUAAGUACAAAUUAUUUGAACAAUUCAAAUCCACCAAUUCAAAAGUUAAUUGGAACUUCAAAUUUUGCACAAAUUAAUGAUAAUUAUUGUUCGUGCGAUAAAUUCAUACCAUGUGAAAAAUUUGAAAGUGAUCAAAUAGAAAAUUCAAUACCUGAGUCAUAUUCACAAACUUAUGAACAAAAUGAGGGAAUACCAUCACCGUGUAGUUCAUUAAUCCUUUACCAAUCUCAGGACAAUCCAAUCUUUUCAACACCUUUAACUACUAUUAUUCAUCAACAACCUAUAAAUCCAAUCGAAUCUCUAACAGAAGAACAAAUCAACGAUCAUAUUUCUUCGAACUACUCUAUCAAAAAAACUUCUACUAUGAUAAUUCGAUCAGAAACGUCACCCGAAACCCUAAAAAAAUAUGAGACGUGCGAAGAAUAUGUGAUAUACUAUGAAAAACGUUGUCAAGUUCUUGAAGAUGGAGAAAUAGAAACUUUAGAAAAUCAAGUUAUUAGAAUGGAUAAAAGAGUGAAAGUUGAAAAUUUGAAUAUUAAUAGUUUGAAGUAUUGA
Cetraspora pellucida is the source of this 765-nucleotide messenger RNA. The record is from the annotation of a GenBank genome assembly. Lineage: Eukaryota; Fungi; Glomeromycota; Glomeromycetes; Diversisporales; Gigasporaceae.